Messenger RNA from Spirometra erinaceieuropaei, 2237 nucleotides. NCBI's taxonomy places the organism in Eukaryota, Metazoa, Platyhelminthes, Cestoda, Diphyllobothriidea, Diphyllobothriidae. The record is from the annotation of a GenBank genome assembly.
AUGUUUGUGCAGCUCCUUUCACUGGCAAUAGCUUAUGGCGUCUGCGGACAGGGUGAAUUUAUUUGAAAAUUCUAUUGCCAAAACCUACAGUUUUGCUUUCUGUCAUAUUUUUAAUACAAAGCUGAAUGGAAAAAUUUUGCACGCCAAAUUUGCACUUUGCCGUUUCCUUUACAGAGGACACGAGCACCUUGGAAUUUAAACAGAACAGCGAUUAUGUUUAUACGAAAAGCCUCUAUGGGGACGUUGAGGUAAUCGUUGCCUGCUGUGCGAUGCGAUGAGUUUCCCCUUUCAUUGAGGUAACAAAAUCUUUUCUUCACAUAGUACAUGACCGUUGACGACGUGCGCAUUUCAGAGGCUACAAAUGGCUCGCACUGUAUCGGGCCGAAUGACUGCUGGGAAAUUAUCCGACGUAAGAUAUUCAUUUGGAAUUUCGUUCCUUAAAAACCCACUUAGUUAAGAAAAAGACGUUGCACACUUAACAGAAAAAUAAGUAGUCAGGUACACAAGCAGUUCGUUCUUCUGAAGGAUGCAUGCAAAUAGGUUUUUUUAGACGUGAAAUUCUCAGGGUCCUUUGAGCGCUUGUUGCAUGCGCAAUUAUGUGGAAGAUAGUACUGGCAACAAUGGAGAAAAAAGGAAUAAGCUGACUUGUAAAUAAAUAUUUACUAACGUAGAAACUAUUUAUUCUGCCUGAAAAUUAGAAUUUCAGAAAAUGUCUUUAUUAUAAAUCGACUCAAAUGAAUUCCAUGAACACAGAUAACAAGACCAAAUCUAUGACAUACUUCACACUCACAUUUACGCCACAACACUUCACGAGUUAGAACACCUGCAAGUGGGGUCAUAGCAACAAAUAAAAGGGAGACCCAAAUGACCGUUUCUGUCGUAUUGGCCGUCAUCAGCCAGUUAUACCCAACGUCAAGUGUGGAUCAUUGGAGAUUCGAACCUGGGAUCUUUGGUCAUGGAGUUUGACAUUCCACCAUUGAGCCACGGACACGUUGUCCUGUCGGUUGUAAUGGCGCAUAUAAUUUAUGGCAGUUGGGAGCUUCGCCGAACGUUUUACGAAAUGUGCUCGUUCCCAUGUGCCUUAGUGCUCAAACUGGGACCCUCGAACGCAGUCGCUCGGCGAAUGGUACUAUGUGUGCUAGUAGGAUGAUGCCGACAAAGACGAAUGUUUAAUAACGGUGACCGUUUCUAAUGAUGACAUUUAUUGAGACCGCGCAAUGAUCAUUCAUAUACCAUCCUACAUGUCCGUUUACAACAGCUGCUCUUAAAAUGUACAACAUAGUCCGCAUUCAUUGCAAAAUAUUAUGGACUCCCUAUAUUAUCUUUUUGAAAGCACAGAAGAAUGUGUGAUUUUCUUUACACGGAACGCAUAAACCUUGUGAACUGAAAUCAUUAUGCGCUCAUAAAACAACAAAUCAGGCUCCAAAUCAUUCGACAAUCAUAAAACUUUUCUAAAACCUAAUUAUACUCACUGUUCGAGCAUAAAAUAUAAAGAGGAAGUAAUCCGGUAUCAAAAAACUAAGAUACAGGCAUUUUUACUCAUGCUUUGAAUUAAAUAUUAUUGAAUUUGCAAGACAAUCGAAAACAACUAAGAGAAAUUUAUAUUACAUCAUUAGUCAUUUUUUUACUAUGUUCGGUUGUUGCAGAAGAUUGGGAAGCAGAAUAAUCAAAAGCUUACAUCCCGCUGAGUCCAACAUAUUAUGUCAUUAUGCAGGAGGAUAGUCAGCAUUUUAACCGCGCUUAAAAAAAUCGAAAACGCAUUUCAGACUUUCAGACAACAUUUCAUGUAAUCGAUCACUCAAUGAAUGUGCGAGUGAGGUGAUACUGACAAAGGCAAAUACUUAAUAAUGGUGAGACAAUUUCCAGUCUAAUAUGUCUUCCGCUCUUUAACACUUAUGUCCCAGAUAUUCAAAGAAAAUUGCAUUGCACUGGGGAAAACAGACGCGAUCAUAAUUAUGGAGUGUUUACCUCAUAUUUGCGGCAAAAGUAUGCUGGUAAGUGUUAAAAUGAGGUAGCCAGGAUUAGAUUUACAUAGGCUUUAGUGUGUUUCACACUCAUCUCUGUCCAUAAUUUACAAAUAAAUCUUUCCUUCAAAAGCCAGACAGUACAUGAUCGUUAAUGGUUUCCUGGAGGAAUAUCGGGCAGCAUUCGUGUUGGAGCCGAAGGAUCCUGUUGGCAGAUGCUCUGUUGGAGUACAGUACAAAAGUGCCAGCAUAUCGGAGUGUAAGUCAAAGUAA